Messenger RNA from Lachancea sp. 'fantastica', 573 nucleotides. The record is from the annotation of a GenBank genome assembly. NCBI's taxonomy places the organism in Eukaryota, Fungi, Ascomycota, Saccharomycetes, Saccharomycetales, Saccharomycetaceae.
AUGUCAGAUUUAUCUUUGUAUGCAGUGGAAGCGCUCGUGAUUCUAGAUGGUGAGGGAAAACGGAUAUAUGCGAAAUACUAUCAUGGUCCACACGCGCAGGCAGAAGAAACAUCGCAACAGUACAAGUCUGUGAAACAGCAGCUGGAUUUUGAAAGCAGGCUUUUCAAAAAAACACACAAGCAAAACGCUGAUAUUCUUCUUUUUGAGGAUAGCUUGGUGCUCUACAAGGAAUACGUGGACGUAUCUUUGUAUCUGGUGGGAUCUGCCGACGAAAACGAGCUGGUUCUCCAACAGGCGUUGGCUGCAGUAAGAGAUUCACUGGAGCUCGUUCUAGCCACUGGCAUUGAUAAGAAAAAUAUACUGGAGCACUACGAUAUGGCAGCGCUGGUCAUUGACGAAACUAUCGACGACGGAGUUAUUUUAGAAACAGAUCCAGCUACCAUUGCGUCUCGAGUCACGAAACCGCCUUCUAAGGACGUUCCUAUUAACAUUGAACUGAGUGAAAAGGGUCUACUCAGCGCUUGGGGCUUCGCUAAAAACAAACUUGCUGAAAGGUUGCAACAAGGUUUGUAA